Mus musculus (house mouse) is the source of this 3042-nucleotide messenger RNA. It is a transcript of the gene Upb1, whose product is annotated as ureidopropionase, beta. Gene Ontology annotation, biological process: protein homotetramerization; protein homooligomerization; beta-alanine biosynthetic process. The coding region runs from base 146 to 1327 and encodes 393 amino acids. Lineage: Eukaryota; Metazoa; Chordata; Mammalia; Rodentia; Muridae. Gene Ontology annotation, cellular component: cytoplasm. The record is from RefSeq and is marked reviewed. Gene Ontology annotation, molecular function: zinc ion binding; beta-ureidopropionase activity; protein homodimerization activity. The transcript has 10 exons.
GUUGCCAGCAUGUGAACCCUCCUCACAGAGCACCAAAUCCCGUGCCUCUGGAGACCUGCCAGGCUGCUGCCUCCUUCUCCCCAUACUCCAGGCCGAGGGCAGGCCAUUCGUGUGGGACAUCAGUCCCUGCAACCAGCUUCUGGCCAUGGCGGGACCGGAGUGGCAGUCCCUGGAGCAGUGCCUGGAAAAACAUCUGCCGCCUGACGAUUUGGCCCAGGUGAAGCGAAUUCUCUACGGCAAGCAGACUAGGAAUCUCGAUCUGCCCAGAGAAGCUUUAAAAGCUGCCUCAGAAAGGAACUUUGAACUGAAGGGAUAUGCCUUCGGGGCAGCCAAGGAGCAGCAGAGAUGCCCCCAGAUCGUGCGCGUGGGGCUCGUUCAGAACAGAAUCCCGCUCCCCACUUCUGCCCCCGUGGCAGAACAGGUCUCUGCGCUCCACAAGAGCAUAGAGGAGAUUGCUGAGGUGGCCGCAAUGUGUGGAGUCAAUAUCAUCUGUUUCCAGGAAGCAUGGAAUAUGCCGUUCGCUUUUUGUACACGAGAGAAACUUCCUUGGACAGAAUUUGCUGAGUCGGCCGAGGAUGGGCUCACCACCAGGUUCUGUCAGAAGCUGGCAAAGAAGCACAACAUGGUGGUGGUGUCUCCAAUCUUGGAGCGUGAUAGAGAGCAUGGGGGAGUUCUGUGGAACACAGCUGUGGUGAUCUCCAAUUCAGGGCUGGUCAUGGGGAAGACCAGAAAGAACCACAUCCCCAGAGUGGGAGACUUCAACGAGUCCACUUACUACAUGGAGGGAAACCUGGGCCACCCCGUGUUCCAGACCCAGUUUGGCAGGAUUGCAGUGAACAUUUGCUAUGGGCGGCACCACCCCCUCAACUGGCUCAUGUACAGCAUCAACGGAGCUGAAAUCAUCUUCAACCCUUCGGCCACCAUUGGAGAACUCAGUGAGUCCUUGUGGCCGAUCGAAGCCAGAAAUGCAGCCAUUGCCAAUCACUGCUUCACCUGUGCUCUCAACCGUGUGGGUCAGGAACACUUCCCCAAUGAGUUUACUUCUGGAGAUGGAAAGAAAGCUCACCAUGACCUCGGCUACUUCUAUGGUUCGAGCUAUGUGGCAGCUCCCGAUGGCAGCCGGACCCCCGGCCUCUCCCGUAAUCAGGAUGGGCUGCUGGUCACGGAGCUCAACCUCAAUCUCUGCCAGCAGAUCAAUGAUUUCUGGACUUUCAAGAUGACGGGACGACUUGAGAUGUAUGCCCGGGAACUUGCCGAAGCGGUCAAACCCAACUACAGUCCCAACAUUGUGAAGGAAGACCUGGUACUAGCCCCUAGCUCGGGUUAGGUUUGGGGACAUAUCCGGCCCCAGUGGAUAAGUUUUAAAAUGUAUACAAGGCGGAGUUUUUAAUACUCAGGCAGGAGGAGGGUAGAAUAGGCACUUAACUGCGUAUGUGUGAUAAUUGUUAAUGAUGAAUAUGAGAACUUUCUUCUGGGGACUUGGAAAUGUUUGGGGAUUCAAAAGAUGAUUCAACAUCAUUGAAAUUUUAUUAAAUGUGACUGGAUCGGUAUACUUCAAAAGUGUUUUGUGUAGUGUAGAUUCUACCCCAGGAUAAGAUGCUGUAGGAUCAUAUUAAGGCCAUGGAAAGGAGCUGGUCCGGAGGAGAAUGGGAUGUGGUAAUACCUGGGCGUGGGCAGCUUUGAUAGACUUCCCAGCUUCCCACCCUGGUCUCCAUUUGUGUCUAUAAUGAGAUGCUACGUGGACCAGGCCGACCUUCUCUGCUCCUCUACCUGGUGUCCUGUUCCUCAGCUCCAUUCCGACCCCAUCUCAAGGUUCCAUCAGCUCCUCAAGGGGCAAUCUGGGAAACUGUGUACUAGCAGGAAGACAGUAAGAGCAGAUGAGAGUCACAGAGACCAUAGCAUCUCUGUGAGCAGAUGGACUGUUCAUAGGAUAAGCUGAGUCAACUUAGCUAUGGCCCAAUUAUUCAGGCAGGCACAAACCUAGGUGUCUUAGUUAGGACUUUACUGAACAGACACCAUUACCAAAGCAAAAUUAUAAGGACGAUAUUUAAUUGGGGCUGCUUACGGGUUCAGAGGUUCAGUCCAUUAUCAUCUAGGUGGGAACAUGGCAGCAUCCAAGCCGACCUGGUGCAGAAGAAGCUGAGAGUUCUACAUCUUCAUUUGAAGGCAGUCAGGAGAAGACUGGCUUCCAGACAGCUAGGAUGAGGGUCUUAAAGCCCACGCCCACAGUGACACACCUACUCUAGCAAAGCCACCAAAUAGUGCCACUCCCUGGGCCAAGCAUAUUACAAACCAUCACACUAGGUGAUGCAGAGAAUUUGAGGUGGGAGACAUGGUCCCAUUGUCUUGCCGGUCUUGAACUCAGGAUCAAAGCACCAUCCUGCCUUCUAAGUAGCUAGGACUACAGGUAUGUGCCACCAUGCCCAGCACUGUGCAAAGGUAUCUUACAAAUGUGAUCAAAGUUUACAGCCUGUUGACUGAUCAUGCCAUAAAACUAAGGUGAACCUCACUCAGUCUGCUUACAGCGCUAACAAGCAUCCUUGAGCCUUCCAUGAGGAAGAAGGAAUUCUGUGUAGACAACAGUUCCAGCCCCUGGCAAGACAGUCAGCCUGCCUCCUUGACAUCUCUCCCUGGAGUUAUUAGACUGACCUAGCCAACUGCCCCACCCCACCCCCUUCACCUCCUCAUAAUAUCUCCUAACAUGUUGCCUGUGAGUACUGCCUCUGGUUGGGCUAACUGAUACAGGCUUUGAUGCCCAAAGGAACAGAAGCUUAGGGGAUGAGUUUCCCUCUCUGGGUCUGGGUUUCUGGAAUGUUUUCCAUUUGAUUUGGUUUAAAGGCACCAAUGACUCUGUUUCCUGUGGUAAACACAGAAGUGGUUGCUCGUGGCACGAUGGGUGCCACCAUUAACAUCUACGUGUGGGGCCGAUCGCAGCCAGGGCCCAAGUGCACCAGCCUGCCUGCCCUUCCUGGUGGCCUUCCCUGUGGGUCUCAGGCUUGUGUAAUCAGGCUUCCUAUCGUCCCAUCAGGAAGUUCUUUGUAC